AUGCCUCUCAUCAUUUCCCCCAUGGUUGAGGAUGACAUUCCCAUCAUUGUCGCCAUCGAGCACGCGGCUGUGGUGCAAAGUCCCCUGAACCCGCUGACGGUGGUCCGGAAGAAACUUGCCAACAUUCCGACUGGCGAGAAUUCAGACGAAGAAUACCUCAAGAGCAUUGAGGCAAUCGUUCUCGCUGGCUAUCGCCGGCGCGCCCAGGAGAACACGUAUUUCUACAAGCUCAUCGACACAGACAUUCCGGCGGACUCCGACAAACACCGCGGCAUUGUCUCUUUCCUCGUGUGGAGAAUUGUUACAGGCAGCGGCAGGGAUGAAGUGAGGGGGACGCAAGACAACGGGCAUGAUGCCUGCAGAGAGGACGCGCCUGAGAUGCGUUCCGUUGCUGCCGCCAAUCAUGACGAAAAGAAAAGCGAUGACCAAAGCGUCAGCGCCUUUUCCGGAACGGCAGUCGGACGAGAAUUGAACCGCCUUGCAGCUCGCUUCCGACAAGAGCAUUUCCCCAACGAGCCAUAUCAGGUGUUCGAGGUCGGGAUGACCCUCCCAGCUUACUGGCGCCGUGGCGCUCUUAGCAUGCUGCUGGAGCAUGCUUUGCAAGUGGCGGAUGAGAGAGGGAUUAUAUCAGUGAUGCAAGCGUCUGAAAUGGGAUGGCCACUGUACCACAGCUUGGGCUUCGAGGUGGUGAAGGAAACGGCCCUCGACCUCAAGCCAUUCGGUCUUGAUGCCAGUGUGCCUCACAGAGAUAUGAUACGGCGACCUGGACGUGGAGUCCUGGACCCGGAAGCUCUACCGAAUCUGCGAACCCUCAUUCUGACAGGGGAGAAACUCAAUGAAAGUGUUCUCACGCCCUGGGUGACAGCUGGAGUCCGUGUCGUCAAUGCCUACGGGCCCACAGAAUGCACCAUCAUGUGUGCCGCCAAUACCAAUGUUACCAGUGCACGAGAGACCGAGAGCAUUGGGUGUGGUUUGGGCGCUACACUCUGGCUAGCAGACGUCAAUGAUAUCGGCAGACUAGCUCCCAUCGGCGCGGUCGGCGAACUCCUUAUUGAGGGGCCACUGAUUGGCCAAGGAUAUCUCGGCGACGAAGUCAAGACCCAAGAGGCCUUAUGCCUCCCUCCUCCAGCUGGGUACCUGGCCGGCGUCGCGCACGCCCCUCAAGCUAGGCUCUUCCGCACCAGGGAUCUUGCUCGCUAUAACGUCGACGGCUCCAUCUCCUUCAUCGGCAGAGCCGACACUCAAAUCAAGAUCAAUGGACAACGGGUCGAAGUUGGCGAGAUAGAACACUGGCUCGGACAGUAUUGGCUGCUGGAUACCCGGCCCGUGGUAGAAGCCGUGAAAUGGCCCUCUGGUGCAACGCAGUUGAUCGCCUUCGUCGGCACUGAAGCAGAUCCGACCACAACGAAUGGACGGCUCCAAGACUUGAUCAGGCACGCGACCUCGGCGCUUACCGACCAUCUGCCCAAGUACAUGAUACCUUCUGCGUAUUUUCCCGUCCAGGUCAUUCCCAUGACCGCGUCUGGAAAAACCGAUCGCAAAACACUACGACAGCUCGCUUUGGCCUCGCAAGACAAGUUGCUACCAGCGCAUCAGAGUUCGCCGAGCCACGAGCAAAACGGAACACAGCAGCCUCUGACAACUCACGAGCUCAUGCUCAGGAAGCAGUGGGCUGCAGCGUUGGAUACCGAUGAAUCUUUAGUCGGUCCCGAGGACAACUUUUUCGCAAAAGGAGAUUCUCUGGCAGCUAUCCGGCUUGUGGCUUUGUCCCGGCAGAACGCGCUCGCAGAAUUCACGGUCGCCGACGUGUUUCGUUUCCCGCGGCUGGCUGACCUUGCGUGCCACAUUGGCAAGCGAGAACCUCCGUCGUCAGACAAAAAGACACGGGCGGAAAUGGCUCCAUUUUCGCUGCUGUGCGAGACCGAGACUGAUAUCGACAGCUUGCGAGCAGCCAUCUCGCAAGCCGCUAUGUGCUCCGCCACCGAUGUUGAGGAUGCAUAUCCGUGUUCUCCAGUCCAGGAGGAAAUGAUGGCUCUUUCAGCGCUGCAGCCGCGAGAUUUCGUCACAUAUGAGGUUUUGCGAUUGCCAGCAGAGAUCGACAUGGCAAAGCUUCUCUCAACGUUACAGAGGCUGGCACAAGGCAUCCCAAUCCUUCGCACGUGCAUAACCCAUACUCGAGUCGCAACCGGCCACGACAGUCAUGAUCUGAUUCAAUCAGUGAUCCGCGCUUCUAUCCCUGUAUCGCGAUAUUCUGCCUUGGAUGAGUGUCUGGACGGCGAGAAGGCUAGGGUCGUGGGACUAGGGGACCCCCUGUUCCGGCUGGCUACUGUAGAGCAUGACAUCGACGAGGACGACCGCACCUCACCGGCGCAGCGUUGCCUUGUUCUCAUUAUGCACCAUGCGAUAUACGAUGGCUGGUUUCUGGAUCUUUUGAUGAAAGCUGUUCGAGAUGACUACGCCGGCAUCGAUCAAGCCAACCUCCUCCCGUACGGGCUGUUCAUCCAGUACCUGGAGCGAAGUGACCGCACAAAGUCCGCGGACUACUGGCUCAAUCGCCUGAAUAGCGUUGACCUAAGGUUAUUUCCCGCGUAUCCUACCCCAACUUACCGACCAUCACCCAGAAGUGUACAUCACAGCUGCAUUCCUGCAAUCCCCUGGGUGCGAGCCACAGGGGUGACACCAACCACUCUCAUCCAUGCAACGUGGGCCAUGAUUCUGUCUACGCACUCCGGAUCAGAUGACGUCGUUUUCGGGGCUACUGCUCUGGGCAGACAGGUCCCCAUGACGGGCAUUGAAAGCGUGGGUGGCCCUACGAUCGCGACGAUUCCUGUGCGGAUUAAGGCGGAGCAAGCGACGCCCGUCGGCGAGUUCCUUCGACGGAUACAAACUCAGGCUGCUGAAGCAAUCCCGUUCACUCACUUUGGGAUUAGGAACAUUCGAAGGCUGAGUCUCGAGGCUGAGAUGGCAUGCCAAUUUCGUACCUUUUUAGUCGUUCAGCCACCCACAACGGACGCAGACACUGACUACCUGAGCCUUGGCCGAGGCAGCGAAGACAUAAUGGCUUUCAACACGUACGCUCUCAUGUUGGAAUGCUCGCUCAACUUGACCGGCGGACUCGACAUUCGGGCAAGUUUUGAUGAGGAAGUGAUUACUUCCGGUCAGGUUCGUGAGAUGCUAAGCCAGAUGGAGCGAAUCUUGACCCUCCUUUGCUCCGAGGACAAGGCAUCCUCUGUCUCUGAUCUCAUGAUGCGCACAACAACAGAUUCAUGGGUGGGCACGUGCGCAGACAAAGUGCCAACUCACACUCCCCCGAUCGAUGAGGUUGAGCUUCACCUACGAAGCUGCAUGGGUCGAGGGAUCUCUGAUGUGGUGGUCGAGAUCGUUGAGCUGCCAGAAUUGUCAAAGCGCAUCGUCGCUUUUCUUUGCGUGGACUCAACGACAGACUUGAGAGACCGGGUUUCUGUUAUGUGCAGGGACAUGGCAAAUCGUUUCCCUCGCCAUCUUACACCUAGCCACUACCUGCCAGUGCAGCAGAUCCCGGUGUCUGAACAUGGGGGGCCGGAUCGACAUGCCUUGCAGCGGUUGGCACAAAAGGCGGACCCGCGACAGUUUGUCACUGACUCAUUCUAUCAUGCAACAAUGAGCGAGGAUGACGGAAGAGAUGGUGCUCUCACCGAGGUGGAAGAAGUGUUUCGACGUCUCUGGGCCAGCACCAUUCGCGUUCCAAUGACGUCCAUUGGGAAAGGCAGCUCUUUCCUGUUCCUUGGCGGAGACUCACUUACUGCGAUGAAGUUUGUGGCCGCAGCGAGAACAGACGGUUAUUCUAUUACCGUGGCGGAGGUUCUCAAAACGCCAAUUCUGGCAGAGAUGGCCGCCAUUGCGAGACGGGACGCCGACCGCACGGUUUCACCAGCAACUAUACCGCCAUUCACUCUACUGGACCCGGGAAUCGACAGAGGGCAACUUGCAGCAGCAUGUCACGUCAGCCCAAAGGCGGUCGAAGACGCCUACCCUUGUUCGCCGCUGCAGGAGAGCAUGAUGUCACGUACCCUGCAGCGCCCUGGAGAUUUUGUGUCUCGAGGUCUUAUUGAACUUCCCCCCAACGUUGAAGUGGAACGCCUAAAGAGGGCGUGGAGCACGGUCGCGGCCACGACGCCGAUCCUACGGACUCGAAUUAUUGACAUGGCCGGGCGAGGCCUCUUGCAGGUCAUGCUUGACGAGCCGCUAUCUUGGCACGAGUAUGACAACAUCGAUGCCGUCCAAGAAAUGGCAAUGGGACUAGGCCAGCCACUGAUACGCUUUUGUAUCGUCAGAGUCACAAAGGGUGACCAAUGGAGCCCCUCACUGCUACUCACGAUUCAUCACGCCAUAUACGACAGAUGGAGUGUCUUGCGCAUUCUGAAGGCCGUCGAAUCCGUCUACUCGAACGGAACAACUCAUGAAACGCUAUUGCCUUACAACAUCUUUGUCAACUAUCUCGUGCGGGAUCUGGAUGAGGGAGAAGCCAAAAGAUUCUGGGCACAGUACUUGUCUGGUCUUAGUGCACGCGAGUUUCCCUGCCUCCCGAGCAGGCGGUACCAACCGACGACGGAUGCUUACCUCAAACACCACGUAAGCGGAGUUCAGUGGCCUCGAAGCAUCACGCCUACUACAGUGCUCAAAGCAGGUUGGGCAACUGUGAUGUCUCUUUACACCAAUUGCGACGAUACCCUCUUUGGCAUGACUGUAAUGGGGCGACAGGGACCCGUUGCCGGGAUUGAAGCUAUCGCUGGCCCGACCAUCGCAACAGUCCCCAUCAGAGUAUUGAUCGACUGGAAAGAAAGCCCUCUCAGCUUGCUACGGCGAGUUCAGUCGCAGGCUGCGGAUAUGAUCCCGGUUGAGCAGUACGGCCUUGGUCGCAUCUGCCGUCUCGGGCCAGACGCAGAGCUGGCCACUCAAUUCCAGUCUCUCCUAGUCGUCCAACCGCCACGGAGCGCAUCUUCAGAAGACGGAAUGAUUGGUUUGCAACUAGGCGACGAUGUCGAAGAGGGUGACGCCACUGCGUUGACGAUUGAGUGCGCCAUAGACGACGAUCACCCGGCCCAAGGAGGAGGAUUUGUUGCGAACGUGAGCUACGACACGCGAGUCCUUGACCCGACGCAGGCGCAGCGCGUGGCUAGCCUGUUUGAGCAUGUGGUCCGACAGCUUUGCAUACACGGAGAGUCUGAUGACAUGGCUCUCGCGAGCAUCGACAUGACCACGAGGGAAGAUCGGGACACCAUCUGGACAACAAACGUGGACGUACCCCGGGAAUGGAACAUGCAUCUGGGCAUCAUGCUGGCUGAUCGCAUCGCCGAGCAAUCCGAUGCUACCGCCGUACGCGCCUGGGAUGGCGAGCUCUCCUACGGGGAGCUCUAUUCCCGAGCCCGAAGGUUGGCUUACACGCUCGUCGUUGAUCACGGCGCUGGACCAGAGAUUGCAUUCCCCAUCUGCUCCGCGAAGUCGCUCUGGGUCCCCGUGGCAAUGCUCGCGGUUCUUAUGUCCGGAGGCACCAUCGUUUUGAUGGAUCCGUCGCAGCCGCAAGAGCGCCUGACGCAAAUCGUGGAGCAAGUUGGCGCGCGGGUGAUCCUAACAUCCAGCAGUACUGGGGCUGUGGUUCAACAGCUUGGCAUUCGUGCCCUUGUUAUCGACUAUGAGUUGAUAUAUUCAUUGCCAGCGUCCAGUGCGGCCAUCAACGAUAGCUCAUGGGUCCCCGAGCUCCGACCAGAAGAUGCAGCCUACAUCGUAUUCACAUCUGGAAGCACUGGCGCGCCAAAAGGAGCGGCCAUGACCCAUGCAAACUGCUGCAGCGCGCUGUUCCACCAGAACAAGGCGCUGGGGAUCACCCAGCAGACUCGCGUAAUCGAUCUACCUUCAUAUGCCUUUGAUGUUUGCUGGGAGCACUUCGUGCAGGCGCUCUACUUCGGCGGCUGCAUAUGCAUACCCUCGGACGCGGAGUGUCUGAAUGACAUGACUGGAGCCAUCAACCGCUUCGAGGCAACCUUUUUGCAGCUCACGCCGUCAGUCGCCAGGGCGGUCGACCCAGCCACUGUUCCCAGCGUGGAGGCCGUGAGCUUGAUCGGGGAGGCCCUUUGCAUGGACGACGUUACAAGAUGGCCUCGAGACGUAAAGGUGCUCAACGUGUACGGGCCGUGUGAGUGCACGCCAACAGCCACGGUCGCUACGUACGGCGAGGACUUCUUCGACUCGGUGACCAUGGGCCUCUCGUACGGCGUCAACAGCUGGAUAGUCAGCACCGUUCAGCCAGAUACGCUAGCCCCCGUCGGCGGUGAGGGCGAACUCGUGCUGGAAGGGCCGCUUGUCGGCCGGGGUUAUCUCAAUGCGCCUGAGCAAAAUGAAAAGGCACUGAUCAACAAUCCCGCAUGGCUGUCCAGGGGGGACGGCGGGUCAGUUCCAGGGCGUCAGGGACGACUCUACCGUACCGGCGACCUCGUCAAGACCGAUUCUCGAGGGCGACUCGUCUUCAUGGGUCGCAAAGAUGCCCAAGUCAAGCUCCGUGGGCAGCGCGUGGAGCUGGGAGAAGUCGAGACCCAUAGUCGAAAGAUCUUGGGACCCUCUUUCAGCGUCGUCGCCGAGGUCAUUGACACAUAUCGCGGCACGACCGACAUGAAAGCUCAGAGUCUGGCACUCUUCAUCUGCACGGCCGAAGACGUUUCGGCUUCAGGCGCCGAGCCCCACCAACUGUCUCCUGCCUUGUUCAAAGACCUGUCGGCCCAGCUUGCUCAAUCUCUGCCAAAGUACAUGGUCCCAUCUUCAUUCAUUCGCGUGGAGCAGUUCCCUCUCACGGCGUCCGGGAAGAUUCAUCGGAAGGCCCUCCGCGCCAUCGGAGCCGCGACAAAAGCAGAGGAGAUGCAAAACAGGUCGGCUGCUGGUGAGCUUAAAUCGGAGAAUGAGAGGCUUCUGGCAAGUUCAUGGGCCGAAACACUGGGCAUCACGCCGGACGUGAUUGGGCGGUCGGACAGCUUCUUUGAUCUGGGCGGCGACUCCCUGGCGGCCAUACACUUGGUGGGAGUCGCGCGCAAGUUCCAGCUACAUCUAACUGUCCUGGCGAUAUUCCGGCACCCGCGCCUCGAGGACAUGGCCCGACAGCUAGAGGAGUCAACCGAGGCACUAGGCAGGACUGUGCCCGCCAGUUCUGCGCCUGCAGUCACUGCAGCUCUUGAUGCUGUCCCGACGCCCGCCGAGGUUUCCAAGGCCUUGUCAAUCGAGGUGCACUCUAUAACGGACAUCCUGCCGGUGACUGAGUUCCAAGAAUACGCUAUCAGAUGCACCUUGGCCAUGCCGCGGACUGAGUGGAAUUAUUUCGCUCUCGCGUUUCGGUCGCGCGCAGACGUGACGCAGUUGCGACGAGUGUGCGAGCAAUUGUUCCAGAAGCUAGACGUCCUCAGGAGCGUCUUUGCGCAGCACGGAGACGGAUAUGUCCAGGUAUUCCUCAAUCACCUCGAGGCGCCAGUUACCGUGACGCAGACCUCGGGUUCGCUCGAUGCUGCAUGCGCAGACGUCUGCCAGCAGGAUCUCGCCGAAGCCGUCUCCCUUGCGUCUCCUUUCGUCAGGUGCUUCAUUGUCCAAAACACAGAGACGGGUGAGGCGCGCCUGAUCUUGGGCAUGUCCCAUGCUUGCUACGAUGGCAUCAGCUCGGUACGCUUGGCACAGGCCAUCGGCGCUCUCUACGAGGAUCGGCCUCUGCCUGACAUUGGCAAGUUCGCGGAGUACCUCGGAAAUGCCCUGUCUCGGAGCGAGGAGGCUUUGGCACAUUGGUCUUCAGUGCUGGAAGGCAGUCCGCCGCCGCUUGCCCUCAACAGAGACUGCCCGCGUGCCGCGCAGACGCCCGAAGUUCGUGUCCGUCUCUCCAAGGAAGUAACCCUCAGACGCAUUCCCAGCGGCAUCACCGCGGCCACCGUUUUUGCGGCUGCGCUGGGGGCGGCAAUGGCCAGGCAGGCAGGGUGCGACGACGUUGUAAUCGGCCGCGCUGUAUCAGGACGAGCUCUCCCGUUCAGCACGCAAGAUACCGAGAGCGUCAUCGGCCCUUGCUUAAACCUUGUUCCUGCCCGCAUCAGAUUCGGCCGCUCAAGCGACGCGACGAGCGUGCUCACGGCGCUUCAAGAGCAAUUCACAGCAUCCAUCCCGCACGAGACCACUGGCCUGGCUGAGAUUGUGAAGCAUUGCACCAGCUGGCCCCUCGGCACAUCCUACGGCUGCGUGUUCUACUACCAGGGAAUGCAAGAUCCCAGAACGAGUAUUGCUGGUAACGAGGUGCAUCUAGAUGCCUUGCAGCUGGACAGGCCCGAUCCUCCGGAGCCGCUGCGUCUCGAUGUGACGCCCCUUGACGGCGGUGAGAAGUACAUGCUGGACCUUUCUGUGCCGACUGCGGCAUGUAACCUGGUUGACUGCUCUGGGUUGUUGGAUGGAAUGGUAGACUGGUUGUCAAGGCUUGGUGGCGAUGUGCCGGCCGUGACAUCGGAGUGCAGCGGCUCGAUGCCAGCUGAGGUCUUUUCCCGACCUUCGAUGGUGUUGGAAGGCCCGCCUGUGGCCGAAGUUCUGGCUUGA
Molecule: messenger RNA, 8586 nt
Organism: Purpureocillium lilacinum
Lineage: Eukaryota; Fungi; Ascomycota; Sordariomycetes; Hypocreales; Ophiocordycipitaceae
Source: RefSeq, a predicted model, not a curated record